This is a messenger RNA of Penicillium nucicola, 1056 nucleotides long. RefSeq names its product putative 6-hexanolactone hydrolase. NCBI's taxonomy places the organism in Eukaryota, Fungi, Ascomycota, Eurotiomycetes, Eurotiales, Aspergillaceae. The coding region runs from base 1 to 1056 and encodes 351 amino acids. The transcript is spliced from 4 exons. Gene Ontology annotation, molecular function: hydrolase activity. The record is from RefSeq and is a predicted model, not a curated record.
AUGUCUCGCAUUCCCCAGCUUGGCUUUUGGGAAAAGGCGGAUCUGCCUUUCGCCCACCUGUCAGUCGUCGCCAGUGCUCUAUACCAUGCGAUCACGGGCGUUUUCCGGGGUAAGGCCAGCCCUAAGCGCUACGAUCACCACAUCAUGGCAGCCAUGAUCCGCAAGCUGGUAGACCGUACAACCGAUCGCCAGAAGCAGUACCUGAACGCCCCAACGGCAGACACUUAUACAACAGUGAUGAAGAAGCGCGGUCUCCAACCAGAGACUGUCACCCUCCCCCAUGGGGCCAAAGGCCACUGGUUAGGCAACAAGAACGCCAAAAACGUGAUCGUUUACUACCACGGUGGCGGCUUCGCCAUGCCCGCCGUGCCGGCGCACAUUGAAUUCUGGCUCGAAAUGCUGCGCGCACUCAACGAGAGCGGCCACGACCUCGCAGUCUUCUUCCUAAGCUAUACCCUAACCGGCAACGACGAAUAUCCCACCCAGCUGCGCCAAGCAGUGGAGGCACUCCGCUACAUCCUGGAGAACACAAACCGAUCCCCCUCCAACGUCAUCGUAGGCGGCGAUUCAGCCGGUGGAAAUCUGGCCACCGCAACCCUGCUCCACCUCUCGCAUCCGCAUCCCGAAAUUGAUGAGUUGGAAGUAUCUGCGCCGCUGGCGGGUGUUUUUGCUUACGCGCCUUGGGUCAACUUUAGUACUGACUGGCCUUCCUUUGAAGAGAAUAAGUGGCGGGAUAUUCUUACCGCAGAUGUGCUUACUUCUUGGUCUACUGCGUAUCGUGGGGAUCAGCCUGUUGAUCAGUGGAAUGAGCCGUCUACUGCCCCCCUUGAGGCUUGGAAGGCGGCUAAGACUGAGAAGAUCUUGAUUCUUGUUGGUGGGUCGGAGAUUUUGUUAUCGCCUAUUGAAGCUUUUGCGAAGAAUAUCAAGUCUGUCUUCCCUGAGACUGUUUAUUAUGUUGGUGCUGAUGAGACGCAUGAUGCGCCGUUUUUCUUGUCUACUAAGGAAGAUACACAGACUGGCUUGGAGCUUCGACAGUGGCUAGCUGCUCGUCUGUGA